Molecule: messenger RNA, 3156 nt
Organism: Rhizoctonia solani
Lineage: Eukaryota; Fungi; Basidiomycota; Agaricomycetes; Cantharellales; Ceratobasidiaceae
Exons: 28
Coding region: 1-3156 (1051 amino acids)
Biological process (GO): gluconeogenesis
Molecular function (GO): 4 iron, 4 sulfur cluster binding; L-serine ammonia-lyase activity
Source: RefSeq, a predicted model, not a curated record
AUGUCUAUCUCCGACGGUAUCUAUAAGAUCUCCAAUGUCGGCAGCAGCGCGUAUCGUCUCGCUUUCUAUGACUCUGAUACCGUGAAGGCCAAUGACUCCAGCAAUGUCAAGGUUGAAAUCAAGAACCAGUCCGGAGGACAGAUGAUCCGUUUCAACGACAGCGGAGUCAAUCCGAGCACCAGUGAUUGGUUCGGGUACAGCACUAACCUCAAGUCCGACAACCGUGUUAUCCAAAGAACUGAAAAACAAGGCCUAACAGGAGACAACCUGUUAUGGGCUGUGACUUCUGCGGGGCCUGGCCAAUACUCGAUUAAGGUCUGGAAUGAAAAUGCUGCUUGGACUUUACCGAGCACCCCUAGCAACCCGAGCGAUAUUUACCUAGAGCCUGCGGAGGGACAGAAAGGUCAACUAUGGAAGAUCGUGGAAGCUUACGUGUCCUUUGUUUCUUCUCGUCCUCUCAGUCGGACUCGGUCUGCUCCCGCCGCCAAGAGACAGGCCCAGAUCUUUGCGCUCAAAGAUUAUGCAGAUUUCCAAAUUUCUACCGGAGUAGCUGGUGAUGCACUCGCCCGGGCCGAAGCCGUAUUCAAAACACCUCUUGACGGGGUUGACUUGGCCAGUGUUUCUGACGAAGAUCUCGAUAACCUCAACACCAUGCGUGGAGCCGCGUCCAAGUUUGAGUCCACCGACUUUAACCCGGCCAUCAAGGCAGCUACUGGAGAAGAAGCUGACGCUCUACAGCGCGGAAAAAUCGCCAAUAAGGUGCUUAAGAAUCUUGGCUCAGUUAUGAUUGCAUCUAUCAAAGAAGCUAAGGCGAAGGCUGCAGGUGAAGACCCCUCUGAGUUCACUGCCAAAAUCACAGAGGAAACAACGAAGAUGAACAAGAAUGCCGCCACUGACAAAGCUGAUGCUGGGAAGGCCCUCGCUACCCCACUCAAAACUGGUGUUCAGCGUAUCCGUUCCGCGAAGUCCAGGCGUAUGGCCAAUAAACGCGAUAGUGUCAAACGCCAAGUGCUCAUGCCACUCCGUGAUUAUAAGGACUUUCAGAUCUCAACUGGAACCGCUGGAGACGCUCUUGCUCGCGCCGAAGCCAUCUUCAAGACACCUUUCGAUGAUAUAGAUCUUGCUACCGUCUCCGACGAAGAUCUGAAGAAUUUGAACACCAUGCGUGGUGCUGCCUCCAAAUUUGAGACCACCGACUUCAAUCCAGCUAUCAAAGCUGCCACCGGUGAAGAGGCGGCGGCUCUCCAGCGUGGAAAGAUAGCCAAUAAGGUACUGAAGAAUCUUGGGUCGGUUAUGGUUGCUUCUGUCAAAGAGGCCAAGGCUAAGGCUGCUGGAGAGGAUGCAUCCAAGUUCACCGCUACCAUUGAGGAAGAGACAAAAAAGAUGAACAAGAAUGCUGAAACAGAUAAGGCUGAUGCUGGAAAGGCCCUCGCUACAGUAUGCACCCUUAAAGUAAACUUAUAUGGGAGUCUUGCGGCCACGGGGAAAGGUCAUAUGACCCCUCAAGCACUGCUCAUGGGAUUUGAAGGCUCGGAUCCUGAAACUAUUGAUACUGGUACAAUUAAUUCCCGCUAUGACGGGAUCUUACAAAAUAAGUCUUUGAAUCUCGGGGGCGUCCGACGAAUCAAAUAUGAUAUGAACCGGGUUGGAUAUGCUCUGGAGGUGGACCAAGUUCUCAAGACCCACCCCAAUGGAAUGAGAUUCUCAGUUUUUGGAGAGGAGGGCGAGCUACUUGCAACCAACGAAUAUUUUAGCGUUGGUGGUGGAUUUGUCGUAAACGAGAAAACCAAAGUCGAUGAAAAUUUGUUCUAUAAGGGUGUCCAUAAACAUAAGGUAGAGCCCGCGCGCCUUUCUCAGACCCAUGGGCAAGACCUGCCUUCUACAAUUGAUACACCUGGGUCAUCCAUCACCAGCGAAGAACUAUUGUCCUCCUCACAAUCUCAGCCGCCUUAUCUCUUUCACAAUGGUGCAAGUUUACUAGAAAUGUCUAGGAAGCACAAUAAAACGAUUGCCCAACUGGUGUAUGAUAAUGAGCUCCAUUAUCUAACUCCCGUCGAGAUACGUAAAAAGAUACUCAAGAUCUGGGCUACAAUGGAUGAAUGUAUUCGAAACGGUGUUUCCUCGGUUGAAACCGAGCUUCCCGGCCGACUUCGGUUACGUAGACGUGCCCCGAUGCUGUAUAAACGUCUAAUGAGAGGGUUCUACCCUGGUUUGUCCGCGGGAAUAAAUGGCCCCGCCAUUGGUGGUCCCUCAAUUUCACCAGUACUGGCAAGUCCAAUAGUCGAAACCGGCGGGUUUGGAGAAGAUAUAAUAGAUUCAGCCAAUAGGCCAAGCCAUCCGAACCGAUUUGAUUUCAACGAUGGCGAGGCGAAUGAACCGGAUGAUUCUGGGGUUUUUGGGAAAGCAGCUACAAGGAGGCCUGCGAGAGUGGUCGGGUCAUUUCAUCAUGCUAUUUUGCCGAUGCCAACACGGAAAGCUGUGUUCCCUGCCAUGGACUUUUUGUCGUGUUAUGCAAUCGCAGUAAACGAGGUCAACGCGGCAGGCGGACGUAUUGUUACGUCUCCAACAAAUGGAGCUUCCGGUGUUAUUCCGGCCGUGUUGAAGUAUAUUGUGGAGUUUAUCAGCGAAGACCCCGAAAAGGAUAUCGCUACUUUUCUGCUGACUGCUGGUGCUAUUGGGAUGCUAUUCAAGAGAGGUUCAACUAUCUCAGCGGCUGAAGAUAUGUUUCAUACAUCCAAACCUCAGAAUCUGGUGAAUUCACUAUCGACGCGACUGUUUUCAGGAGGCUGUCAGGCUGAGGUCGGUGUGGCAUGUUCAAUGGCGGCAGCAGGAUUCGCUGCAUGUAUGGGAGCGUCUCCCGAAGUCAUUACUCAAGCAGCUGAAAUCGGAAUUGAACAUAACCUUGGGUUGACGUGUGAUCCGAUUGAUGGCUUAGUCCAAGUACCCUGCAUUGAAAGGAACAGCCUCGGAGCCGUUAAGGCAGUAACCGCUGCGCAGUUGGCACUUGCAAGCGAUGGAGUACAUUCGGUGACCUUGGAUGAAGCAAUCGAAGCCAUGAGGCUGACCGCUCAAGACAUGAGUGUUAAAUACAAGGAAACCUCGUUGUCGGGGCUUGCCACGACUGUGAAGAUUCCCCUCACAUCCCCCGCAUGCUAA